Molecule: messenger RNA, 1528 nt
Organism: Odobenus rosmarus divergens (Pacific walrus)
Lineage: Eukaryota; Metazoa; Chordata; Mammalia; Carnivora; Odobenidae
Gene: DERA
Product: deoxyribose-phosphate aldolase (putative)
Exons: 10
Coding region: 1-1011 (336 amino acids)
Biological process (GO): deoxyribonucleotide catabolic process; carbohydrate catabolic process
Cellular component (GO): cytoplasm
Molecular function (GO): deoxyribose-phosphate aldolase activity
Source: RefSeq, a predicted model, not a curated record
AUGCAGAGGCGGUAUAUUGUGAAGAAGCACGAGAACAUCCAUGGAAGCAUCAAUGGACGUGGCAGAAAGACCACGUGGUGGAUUUACCUUAGCUGGAUCUCCAAAAUACAAGUGAAUCAACCCGCAGUUCUGAGGCGUGCAGAACAAAUCCAGGCUCGCAGAACCGUGAAAAAGGAGUGGCAAGCUGCUUGGCUCCUGAAAGCCGUUACCUUUAUAGAUCUUACUGCACUUUCAGGCGAUGACACAUCUUCCAACAUUCAAAGGCUCUGUUAUAAAGCCAAGUAUCCAAUCCGGGAAGAUCUCUUAAAAAGUUUAAAUAUGCAUGAUAAAGGCCUUACGACGGCUGCUGUUUGUGUCUACCCCGCGCGGGUGUGUGAUGCAGUUAAAGCACUGAAGGCCUCGGGCUGUACCAUCCCAGUGGCUUCCGUGGCCACUGGCUUCCCAUCUGGACAGACUCAUUUAAAAACACGAUUGGAAGAGAUCAGAUUGGCUGUGGAAGAUGGAGCUACGGAAAUCGAUGUGGUGAUUAACAGGACCUUGGUGCUGACCGGUCAGUGGGAAGCCCUGUAUGAUGAGAUUCGUCAGUUUCGCAAGGCCUGUGGGGAGGCUCAUCUCAAAACCAUCUUAGCAACAGGAGAACUUGGAUCUCUUACUAAUGUCUAUAAAGCCAGUAUGAUAGCAAUGAUGGCAGGAUCAGAUUUUAUUAAGACCUCUACUGGAAAAGAAACAGUAAAUGCCACUUUCCCGGUAGCUAUAGUAAUGCUACGGGCCAUUAGAGAUUUCUUCUGGAAAACUGGAAACAAGGUAGGCUUUAAACCAGCAGGAGGCAUCCGCAGUGCCAAGGAUUCCCUUGCUUGGCUCUCUCUCGUGAAGGAAGAACUGGGAGAUGAAUGGCUGACGCCAGAACUGUUUCGAAUAGGUGCCAGUACUCUGCUUUCGGACAUCGAGAGGCAGAUUUACCAUCACGUUACCGGAAGAUAUGCAGCCUAUCAUGAUCUUCCGAUGUCUUAAAUCAGCGACCAGUUCCAGAAAAGUGCUUUAUAGCAACAUGUAAAAUGUGUUUUUCUACGUCAUUGCUAAAAUUGUUUAAUUAAAACAUGAGGGAAUGAAUGGAUAACUGACUUUAUUUUUCCCCCUUAAAACUUUCACUGAAUUUAAUUCAAAGAAUAAAAGAAAAAAACAACUAAUCCAUACAUGGUAUUCUUUUCAGGUGCCUCUGAACGGUCCUAAUUACUUGAAGAUCUGUAUUGUUAAUUUUGUGAAGAUUUUCUCUUAAGAAUUCUGAGUAAAAUAUUAAUGAUAGCUUUGACAGCAUUCAAUUCUAAGGGGGAAAAAAACGUUAAACUGCCCAAGAAACGUGCCUUUAGCGAGAGCAAACGUAGCAUCCCUGAGCUGCUGGCCAUACUCUGAUGACUUCAGGAGUCACUGACUUGGCACUAAUUUCCUGCCGUGAAAAUCUGUCUUUAAUUUUUGCAACAGAUAUGCUCUCUUAUUAAUUGUUUUGCUAAUGAAACUCCUGUCACUGUUA